This is a messenger RNA of Colletotrichum orchidophilum, 1752 nucleotides long. RefSeq lists its product as uncharacterized. NCBI's taxonomy places the organism in Eukaryota, Fungi, Ascomycota, Sordariomycetes, Glomerellales, Glomerellaceae. The transcript is spliced from 2 exons. The coding region runs from base 1 to 1752 and encodes 583 amino acids. The record is from RefSeq and is a predicted model, not a curated record.
AUGCCUGGCAAAGUCUGGUCCAAGGAAGAAGAGCGCGUCUACUGGCGUGUGAUCGUUCCUAACUCCCAGAAGCGUGUUGACGGUGGCAUACCAAUGACCUGGGAGGAGCUGGCCCCUAUCAUGCAGACGACCAUGGGUCUCUACGCCAAGCGCAAGUAUACUCAUCUUGGUCUCUUGGAGCACUACUUCCAGAAUAUUGAAAAGAACCGGAUCUCGCCCAACGCGGCCCCGUACGUGCGCGCGCAGAAGAUGGCCAUUGCCAGGGCUAUGAAGGAAAAGAUUAAGACGCAAGAUGACGCGACCACUCCUUCUCAACAUGGACAGGGCCAAGCUAGCUUCGACAAGCAUACCGGCGAGACCACUGAUGAAGAGAACGGAGAUGUGUUUUUGGAGGACACUGACGGCAAUGAUGAAGAUUAUGUCUAUGAUGGAGAUGACGACGACGAUGAAGACAACGACGACAAUGUUCUUGGAAUCGUCCGUGCCGUGAACCAGCAGAACCGAAUUGACCAUGCUGAUUCUCGCCCUGUUGAGCGUGCUCCGGGUCAGAAUCCUUCUCUUCCUCACAAUCUCCCAGCCCCUUUGGUCGACAUGGGCCCUCAUGGCAACUUCGUUCCCGGCAUGGUGCCCCAGCACACCAUCUCGGCGGAGCGCUCGACUAUCGCCGCUCGCCCAGCGAGAGCUCUCAUGCGGAACCGCGACCAUCGUGCUCAUCCGUACGAGCGCCCCAGACUCUCUCAGCGUGGUCGACAGCCACCCCAAGAACUUGCUCGAUUGGCGACGCAACCCCGGUUCCAGAGCCAGGGUUACUACGAUCAGGGCCCCAGAAUGCAGAGCCAUUACGGACAGAACCCUAGAAGUGAGGGCUACUAUGACCAAGGCCCAAGCACUCACAGCUACUACGGCCAGAACCCUUACCCCCAGGCCUACAACGAUCAGGGCCCGAACACCCACGGCUACUAUGAUCAUGGUCCCAGAGCCGAGGGCUACUACGAUGAGAGCCCCAACAUCAAGAGCUCCGGUCAGAGUCACAACGAUCAGGGUUACUACGACCAGGGCCGGAACCAUCAGGGAUACCACGCGAACCCGGCGUACAACACUGGUCAGCACCACUAUGCUCCUUCCAUGAGCUACAGCGGUCAUCAGGCUAUCGCGGGAUCCCACCAGUACGGUCAGGAUCCUCUGUACCAGUCCUCUCCCCAGUCGCAGCAGCCGCCGAUGGGCUACUCUGACUAUCCUGUCGGACACCGAUUCGGCUCCUCGCUGCACUCCGCUGUCCAGAAUGCGAUGCCUCGCUACUCGGACCCCCGAGCCUCGAUGUCGCCUGAUGGCAGCUCCGCGCAGAGCAUCUACGCGCCGUCCUUCGCCUGCGUUGGCCAUCAUUCAACCAUUCCGGACUACAUUCAGCGCCCCUCGGCAGCCGGCCCUGAUCAGCAGCAGCGGUCCCGCCGUCCUUCUUCUGCUUCUGUUCGUCAGUAUGCCGCUGAGGAUUACCAUCACCAGGGUGCCUACGAAAUCCAUCGCGAGGAGCCCGAGAAGGAGCUGGUUCAGCGUCACUCUUCCCCUUCUACCUCUAUUCGUCAAAAUCCUACAGAGUACACCCAUCGUCAGGGCGGCUACAUGGACAGCCUUGAGGAGCCUCGGGACGAGGGGUUCCGGCGUCAAUUGUUUUCUCGCCAGCAUCUCGCCGAGCACAACAACCGUCAGGGCGCCUUCAUGGAUAGUAUUGACGUGCCCGAGGACGAGUUUUAG